This is a messenger RNA of Agrilus planipennis (emerald ash borer), 1134 nucleotides long. Its product is annotated as endothelial lipase-like. The coding region runs from base 85 to 1134 and encodes 349 amino acids. Gene Ontology annotation, molecular function: lipase activity. The transcript has 4 exons. Lineage: Eukaryota; Metazoa; Arthropoda; Insecta; Coleoptera; Buprestidae. The record is from RefSeq and is a predicted model, not a curated record. Gene Ontology annotation, biological process: lipid metabolic process.
UAUCUACAUAGGUGAUAGUUGCAAGCAGACGUUUGAACAAUAAACAUUUUACCGGGGAAUAAGGAUAAAAAAAUAUAUAAUAUUAUGACUAUUAGAUUCUCGAUGUUAUUUUUAAUCUUUGCAGACGUGUCGACAAUUCUUUUAUCCAGAAACUGUGGCGAUUGCAACUUCCUAGAGGAUAUUUUUAACAUACUCGAAGAAGAACUGGAACCUGCUGGCAAUUGUUCUUAUUACAUAGCCGAACCCUCUUUAAUACAUUACGAAGUUUACACGUCCAAAGACCCUAAAAAGCCGAGCAUCUACUCAGGAGAGAGUUCGAAAAUAAAUUUAGACACGUCGAAAGAAACUAAAUUUAUUGUUCACGGUUGGGCCGAAUCCGGUAAUCAAACAUGGUUAAAAGAAAUGGUCCAAGCGUAUUUCAACACUAACCACGAUUACAACGUGAUCGUAGUAGACUGGUCUACUUAUUCUAUUCAGUCAUAUCCAAAAGCUGUAUGUUAUGUACCCACCGUUGCUGAAGCAAUAGCUAAUUUUAUAAGCCACGCUCAAUUACAACUAGAAAAAGUACAUGUCAUUGGACAUUCUCUCGGAGGACAAGUUGCAGGAUAUAUUGGACAAAAUGUGCAGGUUUUGCAUAGGGGGAAAAAACUGAGACGAAUUACAGGUUUAGAUGCUGCUGGACCAUUGUUUUGCUUCCCUUUUUUGGUGGACGUAGACGAAAGACUGAGUUCUGAUGACGCGGAAUUUGUGGACGCUAUACACACGAACGGAGGCGUUUUUGGGUGUUUCCCCGACUACGGAACUGUCGAUUUUAAACCGAAUUGUGGGACACGUCAAGCAGGAUGUCCACGGAACGCAUUGGAAUCAGCUUUAGCUUCUUUAAAAAUUAGUGCCUUUAACGAAAUAGUUUUUUGUAGUCACCACCGGAGCUAUAUCUACUACACCGAAAGCAUUUACAAAGACAAUUGCUUUUUGGCUUCCAAGUGUAAAAAUUGCCUUAAGUUUAGUGAAAAGCUUUGUACAAACGAUAUGGAAGUUGAAAUGGGUGAAUAUUGUCCUAGCGAUGUGAAUGGAAAUUAUUAUUUAUCCACUAAAUCUAAAUUACAGUUUAAAAUAGAGUACAACACUUUAUAA